AUGCCGCGCCUCUAUCACCUCUCGUCAUGCGCCAUCUUAUUGGUGGCAAUUGCCACGUAUUGUGAUGCAACAAAGUCACAGAUUCGAAUGCCCGGAGUCGUUCCAGAGGCCGACUCCUACUUGUGUACCUCACUUGAAUUGAGUGACCAAGAGAACUAUCUGACCGGAUUCAAAGCUCUGACCACCAAAGGAACCGCCCAUCAUAUCCUUUUAUUCGGAUGUGAGGAACCAGGAAGUGAAGAGCUUGUUUGGGAUUGUGGAGAAAUGAAUAAGCCAGAUGAUGAGCUUCCGCGUGCACCAACUUGUGGAAGCAAACCUGCGAUUCUCUAUGCCUGGGCUCUGGAUGCACCACCACUUGAGCUGCCAAAAGACGUCGGAUUCCAAGUCGGGGGUUUGAGUAAUAUCCGUCACUUGGUCAUGCAGGUCCACUACAUGCACUCGAAACAAGAACCAGAUGAGACAGGUCUCGAAAUCACUCACACCGAAGAACCCCAACCAAAACUUGCUGCUACAAUGCUCUUGGUCACCGGAGGAACUCUUCCAAAGAACAAAACCGAGUCAUUCGAAACCGCCUGUGUCAUUGAGGAGGACGUUGUGAUGCAUCCAUUUGCUUACCGUACUCAUACUCAUCGUCAUGGAAAAGAAGUCAGUGGAUGGUUGGUUAAGGAAGAUGAGAAACAAGAGGAUCAUUGGGAAUUGAUUGGAAAGAGAGAUCCACAACUUCCACAAAUGUUCGUUCCAGUCGAAGAUUCGUCGAUGACAAUUCAGCAAGGAGAUAUGGUAACUGCCAGAUGUGUCAUGAAUAACAAUGAAAAUCACGACAUUUCAAUGGGAGCAACUGGAGAGGAUGAGAUGUGUAACUUCUACAUUAUGUACUGGACUGAUGGAGAUGUUAUGCAUGACAACACCUGUUAUUCUCCUGGUGCACCAGAUUACCGUUGGACUCGAGAAGCCGAUUUGAAUCAUAUUCCAAAAUAA
This is a messenger RNA of Caenorhabditis remanei, 978 nucleotides long. RefSeq lists its product as uncharacterized. The transcript has 3 exons. Lineage: Eukaryota; Metazoa; Nematoda; Chromadorea; Rhabditida; Rhabditidae. Gene Ontology annotation, cellular component: extracellular region; membrane. Gene Ontology annotation, biological process: peptide metabolic process. Gene Ontology annotation, molecular function: copper ion binding; oxidoreductase activity, acting on paired donors, with incorporation or reduction of molecular oxygen, reduced ascorbate as one donor, and incorporation of one atom of oxygen. The coding region runs from base 1 to 978 and encodes 325 amino acids. The record is from RefSeq and is a predicted model, not a curated record.